Panthera uncia (snow leopard) is the source of this 6732-nucleotide messenger RNA. RefSeq names its product zinc finger protein 74 (gene ZNF74). Gene Ontology annotation, molecular function: DNA-binding transcription repressor activity, RNA polymerase II-specific. The record is from RefSeq and is a predicted model, not a curated record. Lineage: Eukaryota; Metazoa; Chordata; Mammalia; Carnivora; Felidae. Gene Ontology annotation, biological process: negative regulation of transcription by RNA polymerase II. Bases 587 to 2593 code for a protein of 668 amino acids. The transcript has 5 exons.
GCUGUGCUUACAAAGCCGGUUCGCGUCGAGGUGCCAGGCAGCUCCGGGACCCCGACUGCAUUCUCUCAAUGGAGUCCGCGCCAGAGCGACGCAAAGGCUACCGGAAGUUGUAGUUCGCGUCCGGUCCGCGCAGGCGUACUUUCCCGCGGCGGUCGCUGAGCUGCUCCUUUGUGGCCGUGGGUCCGCUUUUGUGGGAGGCCGGCCCGCUUGCUCGCGCAUCUGUCCGAGCGUCGGUCGGUCUGUCAGUCCGCGGAGGGGCCGCGUUCUACGCCCGCUGCCUCCGGACGGCUGAGCUUGAGGCCGGCCCUGGUCCCCCGACGCAGUGCCCCAGGUCGCGGGUGAUGGGGCGUGAGCGCAGCCUCGGGUGUGUGGCGCUUGCUGAGCCAGCUUGACCCCGACCUUGAGGGGAACUCAGGAGUCUCCGCGUGCGUGACGGUGCAGCCGGGAGUGCGCGUGCAACCCCACGGGGCUCCCCUGCAGGCUGUCCCUGAGCCCCAGGAGCAGGACCCGCGCCUCUGGGCCUGGCCUGGGGCCCAGGAGGCUGCAGAGCUGCCCACGCCUCCGGGGAACACUGCCGAGGGGCGCCAUGGAGACCCCUGCCCCGAAGCCCCAGGAGACAGCUCUGCCCUCCCAGGAGCCUGCUCUUACCCUCAGAAAGAAUCCAGAGGAUAAAUUGGGUCAGGGUCUCCUGGAAGCCAGGUCCGAGGAAUCGGUGACUUUCAAGGAUGUGGCUGUGGACUUCACACAGGAGGAGUGGGGCCAGCUAGACUCCCCUCAGAGGGCCUUGUACCGUGACGUGAUGCUGGAGAACUACCAGAACCUUCUUGCCCUGGGACCCCCAGUCUGCAAGCCAGAUGUGAUCUCCCACUUGGAACGAGGCGAGGAGCCGUGGUGGAUGCCCAGAGAAGCCCCUGGAGGGGCUUGUCCAGAAGGGGAGCCUGGGCAUGAGGUGAAGGAUGAGUCGUGUCAACGACGGGGUGUUCACAAGGAAGAGCCUUACCAGGAGCCCAUCACUGAGCCACUGGUAAAGUCUAGCAUCCACAGCCCCGGUCUGGGCAAUGGGUGGGCCCAAGAGCGUCCGGCAGCCUCUCUGGUGAGGGGUGAGGCCACACUGCAGAGGCCACCGCCCACCAGCUGCCGGGACAUUUCCCUGGAGAGGCACCAGCAGGGCCAUGAGGUGUCUGAGAAGGAUUUCCCCUCUGGGCGUACCCUCUUCACCCCCCAGAACAUUCCUGAAGAAGCAGACCCUCCUGAUGGGUCCACCGAGGGCUUCUGGUCUGGUGAGGCGGCCACGAAGCACCGGAGAGCAGGCGCAGGGAGAGGCCCGUGCAAAUCUGGUGAUCACAGUGAACACCUGGCCCCAAGCAGGAGGCGGGCGGUGGCCUCUGGGGAUGGCCUCUUCAUGUGCAGCGAAUGUGGAAAAGCCUUCCGCCAGAGCUCGUCCUUGACCCUGCACCGGCGGUGGCACGCCCGAGAGAAAGCCUACAAAUGCCAUGAGUGCGGCAAGGCCUUCACCUGGAGCACCAACCUCAUCGAGCAUCAGCGCAUCCACACCGGCGAGAAGCCCUUCUUCUGCGGCGAGUGCGGCAAGGCCUUCAGCUGCCACUCGUCGCUGAAUGUGCAUCACAGGAUCCACACAGGCGAGCGGCCCUACAAGUGCAGCGCCUGCGAGAAGGCCUUCAGCUGCAGCUCGCUGCUCAACAUGCACUUGCGCGUGCACACAGGCGAGAAGCCCUACCAGUGUGGCGCGUGCGGGAAGGCUUUCAACCAGAGGACGCACCUGACGCGCCACCAGCGCAUCCACACGGGCGAGAAGCCCUACAAGUGCGGCGCGUGUGGGAAGGCCUUCACCUGCCACUCGUCCCUGACUGUGCACGAGAAGAUCCACAACGGGGACAAGCCGUUCAAAUGCAGUGACUGCGACAAGGCCUUCAACAGCCGCUCACGCCUCACGCUGCACCAGCGCAUCCACACGGGGGAGAAGCCCUUCAAGUGUGGCGCGUGUGGCAAGGCAUUCAGCUGCCACUCGUACCUGGUGGUGCACCAGCGCAUCCACAGCGGGGAGAAGCCCUUCAAGUGCAAUGAGUGCGGCAAGGCCUUCAGCUCCCACUCCUACCUCAUCGUGCACCAGCGCAUCCACACCGGGGAGAAGCCCUUCGACUGCAGCCGCUGCUGGAAGGCCUUCAGCUGCCACUCGUCCCUCAUCGUGCACCAGCGCAUCCACACCGGGGAGAAGCCCUACAAGUGCGGCGAGUGCGGCAAGGCCUUCAGCCAGAAUCACUGUCUCAUCAAACAUCAGAAGGUCCACGCCGGGGAGAAGUCGUUCAGAUGUAACGAGUGUGGGGAAAUGUUCGGCUGGAGCGCCCACCUUGCCGAACACCAGAGACGACACAGCGAGGAGAAGCCCUUUGCCAUUCAGUUCAACAAGCACUUACUGAGCACCUACUACGUGCCGGGCAGCCUGCUGGGCACGGGGGGCACGGGCGUGAGCGGCGUGGACCCACUCAACGCCCUGGACGUGGCAGAGCUCUUGUGCGUGGUGCAGCCCUCGGCCAGCAGGACUUUCCCGCUGGGCAGCAAACCUGGAAAUUAGCAUGGCGUGCUGGUUGUCAUCAGCCUCGCUGCUUCCCCAGAAAGCACUGCGGCUCAGAUCCACGUGCCUCAGAUACAAGACUGGCCCUGCCGCCUGUGCCCAUCUCCCCACGUGCUGGGACACCUCUCUGAGCGGUCGGCACCACCCUGGGAAGGGCUGCCCUAUAGGAGGGAAGACGUGAGGGCCAUUUGAGGAUGUCCCGUCGUCCUGCUUUCCUUGGGCUUACAAGUCACCGACCUGGGGAGUAGGUCUUACCUGAGGACAAAAACAAGGUAUAUUGAUCAUUGUGUCCUUGGGACCGGCUCCUGGCAUGAUUUCGAUCAGGAAUUUAUUUCCUUUGUAUGCUGUUAUGUUUAGAAUAAUAAUAAUGGUAAUAAUAGAAACAAACAGAGUAAGUAUGAACGCUGUUCUUUCCAAGUGAACAUUAUUCUGUUCUGGGAGAGGAGAAUAAUCUUCACUGGUGGGGGUUUGGGAAAAGGCAGAUUUCCCGGCCUGGCUUCAUUGAAGCAGCUCUACUGCUGGUGACAGCACCUCCAUCUCAGAAGCGUAUGGCCCAGCAUCAGCGUAGCCAGGUCCUGACACACCAGCUUCGUCCUGGUGGGAAAUGGUGAGCACACAGGCUGGUGCCCGGCGUUCAUCCAGGGUGUGGUGUUGGGGAUAGAUGUGUCUAGAAGCACGCCUUCACCUGGGCUGGCCAGUCCGCCCGCAGGGCCUCCCUCUGCUCACCGGUUCAGCCCUGUGGGAGGAGCCCCUCUGAGGGGACCUGUCCCCCUGCUCUCUUCAGAGGUGGACGGCAUUCAUCUGGAAUUAAUGUUUAUUCCACGCAGUCCUAAGCAAAUCCAAGCUGCUUUCUCAGUGAUAAUACUUUAUGUUUAUAGAGAGAGCUAUAGUUUAUGAAAUGCUUUUUAGUAUACUUUUUAAAUUAUGGCAGCAAAAUGACCACAUUUCGGGAAAUGUGGAAUUAAGGAAAAGACUCCCAUAAUUGCUAAUAAAACUGCAUUUCGCACUUUGAUACAUUACCUUCUGCUUGUUUCAGAGUGGAUUUUUACGUUACUGCAAACAUAGUGUAUAUAUCACUUUAAUCUUUUUUUCCCACCUACUGCAUAGCAGAAUUUUUUCCCAAGUAACUGCACUGUCCUUGGAGUUACAUGUGUUUUAAAUAAGGAGGCAUAAUGUUCUAUUAAAUAUUCUUUUAUUGGAUGUUGAAGUUAUUUCCAUGUUUUCACUAUUAUAAAUCAUUUCACAGUUAUAAACUAUUCUUCAUAGAGCAUCUUUUUGGGUUUUGUUUGGUUUUGUUUUUUAAGAUUUUAUUUUUGGGGUGCCUAGGUGGCUCAGUUAAGUGUCUGACUCCUGAUUUUGGCUCAGAUCAUGAUCUCACAGUCGUGGCACUGAGCUCUGCAUCAGGCUCUGCACUGACAGCACAGAGCCUGCUUGAGAUUCUGUCUCUCCUUCUCUCUCUGCCCCUCCAACGUGCACACCCACACUCUCCCUCUCUCCCUCUCUCCCUCUCUCUCUCAAAAUAAACUUAAGGAGCACCUGGGUGGCUCAGUCAGUUAAGCAUCUGACUUCGGCUCAGGUCAUGAUCUCACAGUUUGUGGGUUCAAGCCCUGCAUUGGGCUGUAUGCUGACAGCUCAGAGCCUGGAGCCUGCUCAGAUUCUGUGUCUCCCUCUCUCUCUCUGUCCCCUCCCCACUCAUGCUCUACCUCUCUCUCUCUCAAAAAUGAAUAAACAUUUAUAAAUAAAUAAAUAGAUAGAUAGAUAAAUAAAUAAACUUAAGGGAAAAAAAAGAUUUUAUUUUUAAGUGAUCUCUACAGCUAAUGUGGGGCUUGAACUCACAACCCUGAGAUCAGGAGUCACAUGCUCCACUGACUGAGCCAGCCAGGCUCCCCUUAGAGCAUUUUUUUGCAUUAUAGUUCUUUUAGCAUUUUCUUAGAUUUCUAAAAGUGAAAUUUUUGAGGUAAAGGAACAGCCUCAAGAAUCACCAUUUUUGUAUGUUUUUGGUGGUGUGUAAAGUAAGACCAUUUCAUUAUGAAGAAAUCCAUCAGCAGUAGCGGUCAAGUAGGAAUGUCCCCUGCCCAGCCAUCUCCAGGGACGGGACUCCCUUUUCAAAGCUGGGUGUCCACACGGUCUUCGUUCAGGCACAGUGACAACACAGCGAUGCUCCUGGGCGCCUGCUGCUUCACCACAUCCCUCCAGAGUGUGGUCAAGCCAGCCUCCCAUUAUGCAGUCCCCAGGGCCACAUUGUGGCAGUUAUGGACCCUUCUGUGACAAAUAGGAAGAGUUCUAUUUUACAGCCACAUUUGUAAAAGACAAAUACAAUCUGUGCUUGGUUCAUCAUUAUACCCAUUUUUUCUCCUUAUUUCAAAAGAACUUCAAACGAAAAAAUCUCUUUGGGGCCCCGCACACUGUGCCUGCUGGCGGCCCUGCAGUGCGCCUGUGGACUCAGCCAAGUGGUACCUUAUUAUCCCUUUACUUGGCGCCUCUGUAACUAAAGAGGCCGAAUAUUGAACACAUUUGGAAUCUUGGUCUUUUGUCUUGAAAAUGAUUUGAAUAUGCCCUUUCUACCUCUUUUCAUUGGAGACUUGAUGUUUUUCUUUUAUUUGCGUAUAAACUUUUUUUCCUGAUUAUAUGAGCAAUACGUAUAUACUGAAGACAUUUGGGGGAAAAAGUCAAAAAAUUGUAAGAAUAAAAAUACACUCAGUAUCAGUUCAUCAGCCAUUGCUGGAGGUACAUUUACUUCUGUUGUUUUUUUUUUUUCUGGGCACAUAUAAUAUGCUUUUUCUUUUAGAACAAAACUGGAUUCAUAUUUUGCAUGUUAUUUCUAUCCUUUUCCAUUUAAUGUUUUAUGAUGAACAUUUUCCACAUUACAAAAUUGUUUUUCAGAAACAUUAUUGAUGGCUGUGUCUUUCUCUGUCUUAUCAUUGUGUCAUGAUCGAUCUGUUCCUUUAUUGUUGAACAUCGACAUUACCUGUACCUAUAAAUAAUUCUGGAAAUAAACCUGUUUUGCCCUUUGGUUAUUUCCCCAGAAUAAAUUGUGAGAAGUGGAGUUCACAGGCACAAGUUACAAACAUUGCACAACUGUUUCUAGGUCAAACCCAGCACAACAUUCUUAAUUCUCCCACAUGGGCACCAGGAGCAUCCCUUUCCCUGCGUGCACCCUUCCUUGCACACACUUGGCAUCAGCUUCACUUUUUAUAUUUACCAUUUUGAUACAUCGCGAAUGUUACUGGCUCAUGUUUUUUUACCUUUUUUUUCAUAUCAAUUGUCUAUUCCAUUCUUUGUUUUUUAUACACACAGACAUGCAGAAAGCACCUUGGCACAUACAUUUUUAUCUUUGUUAACAGAAUCUUUAAUGUACAGAGAUAUUCAAAUUCUGUGUAACUGGAUCUUUUUGGUUUUGCUGUUUAAAUUUUUCCUUAGUCCUUAGGAAGCUCCUUCUUUAAAUCCUUUUUUGGUUCCAUAUUUUGCAUUAAACUCUUAAGUCCAAAAAACAAAAAAACAAGAACUCUGAAGUCCAUCUAUUUGGGAUGUAAAUUCCAAGGUCCCUGAAUCAUUCUAGAAUGGCAUUCUUCACUGUUCCUUAGACUUUUCUGUUUGUAGCUUCAUAAUUCACUUGAAUGCGUAGUAGGACCAGGACUAUUUUCAAUAGGUGUUUUUUUAAGUUUUUUUUUUUUUUAAUCUAUUCUUUGAGAUAACCCAGGAUUCUUCUUCUCAGAGCUCAACCUCUUCUUGCCCCUUCACAUCUCAUUGGGAUUUUGAUUAUAAUUGACUAGUUUGUGAAAAAUUACUAUAGAUUAUAUAUAUAUAAUCUUCAUAUCAAAGCAGCAGUCAUUCAAAUCUGCCUCUAAGCAUCAGAAAAGUUGUAUAGUUUUCUUCAUAGGUAUUCUUACAUAUAUGUUCAAUACGUAUGUUUAUUCUUAAAUUCAUUCUAAUUUUGUGGGGUUUCUAGAUCAAUCCUUUCUGUCAUAUAUAGGACAACUAUUGAUUUUAUAUAUAUAUAUAUAUAUAUAUAUAUAUAUAUAUAUCUUUUUGUAUAUUUAUUUUAUAUCUAGCAACUUUACUGAAUUAUUCUAGUUCUCUAACAACUUAUCAUUGUAUUGGGCUUUCUAGGUAAAUUGUCAUUUAACUUGGAAAUAAAA